CAAAAGCUUUGUGAGUUUCACUGAAGAAGUAAGAGAGAGAGAGAUAGAGAGAGCGAGAGGGAGGGAAGGACCAAGGCGGACUCUCAGAAUAAGAGAGAGAGUGAGACAGGGAAUGAAAGGAGGGAGUGAGAGAGAGAGAGGCAGCAGCAGUUGAUCCGUGCUCUCCACAGCGUGUCAUGGAUUUGUGCGGCAGUAGAGCUGUAGCGUGUGGAUUGGUCUGGGAUUCUGCACUGGGUCCAGUGGAAUAGUAAUAGGAAUCCUGAGCCUGCUCCAAAGGAAUAAUCUGGAAUCCUGCUCCUGAUCCGGAGCAGUCAGCGUGAUCUCAUGAUGCCCUCCGUGUCCCUCAGCUUGCCGGCAGCGCUGGCUGGCCGAGCACGCACCUGGGUCUGCCUGUCCUGCAUGUUCUGGCCUGAUGAGUUUGAGGCUGUCCACUCCCACACGUUCCGGGUGAAGACAUUUAAGAAGAGCAAGCAUUGUGGCGUAUGCAAGCAGACAGUCAGCAAAGAAGGGCUCAUCUGCAGAGUUUGCCGGUUAACAUGCCACAAGAAAUGUGAGGUCAAGGUCUCUUCAUCCUGUGUUCCUGCUGCUAACUACGAACUGGCUCCCAGCAAUGACAUCCCACUGAAACAUGUAGAGACGACAGGCUCAACAAAAUCUUCCAAGAGCAUGGAGUCACGCCGGAGACCAUCCAGGAGCAUCAGCCUGAUUCAGUCUAUGGAGGAGAACUAUGAGGUGGACCUGGUCUACAUCACAGAGAGGAUCAUCUCUGUGUCUUUCCCCAGCAGUGUGGAGGAGCAAAGUUACAGCUCUAACCUCAAAGAGGUGGCCAGCAUGCUCCGCUCCAAGCAUGGAGACAACUACCUGCUCUUCAAUCUGAGUGAAAAACGAUAUGACAUCUCCAGGCUGAAUCCCAAAGUGCUUGACUUCGGCUGGCCAGACCAUCAUGCUCCAGCAUUGGAUAAGAUAUGCAGCAUAUGUAAAGCUAUGGACACCUGGAUGAGUGCUGACAGCCAUAAUGUUGUGGUCCUGCACAACAAGGGAAAUCGGGGAAGAACAGGGGUUGUUGUUGCUGCAUACAUGCAUUACAGCAACAUUUCAGCAAGUGCGGACCAGGCUCUGGACAGGUUUGCCAUGAAGAGGUUUUAUGAAGAUAAAGUGCUUCCUGUGGGCCAACCGUCCCAGAAAAGGUAUGUGCAGUAUUUCAGUGGGCUGCUUUCGGGCCACAUUAAGAUUAACAACAAGCCUCUCUUCCUGCAUCAUGUCAUCAUGCACGGCAUCCCCAACUUUGAGUCCAAAGGAGGUUGCCGCCCUUUCCUCAAGAUCUACCAGGCCAUGCAGCCAGUCUACACAUCUGGGAUCUAUAAUGUCCAAGGCGACAGUCAGACCACCAUUUGCAUCACCAUUGAGCCUGGCCUGCUUCUGAAAGGAGACAUUCUGCUGAAGUGUUAUCACAAGCGCUUCCGCAGCCCUUCCAGAGACGUCAUCUUCAGGGUGCAGUUUCACACCUGUGCUGUUCAUGACCUAAGCCUCAUCUUUGGCAAGGAUGAGUUGGACGAGACAUUUAAAGAUGACCGAUUUCCUGAAUAUGGGAAAGUGGAGUUUGUCUUCUCAUUUGGCCCAGAGAAAAUCCAUGGAAUGGGCCAUCUAGAGAAUGGGCCCUGUGUCUCUGUGGACUACAAUACCCAAGAUCCUCUAAUCCGCUGGGAUUCUUAUGAAAACUUCAACCAGCGCUGUGAAGACUCCAUGGAGGACGUCAUUCAUACACAGGGUCCUCUGGACGGCAGCCUGUACGCAAAAGUCCGAAAGAAGGAAUCUCUGGACGCUACAGCCAACGGCCUCCCAGCUGCGGUUGAGCACGCCCUGCCCCCUGUUGACCACGCCCUGUCUGUGAGCAGUGACUCAGGCAAUUCAACUGCCUCCAUCAAAACUGACCGCACGGAUGAAGCCAACCAGCAGCCAGCACCAGUAAGCCAGCCAUCGGCCCCCCAGCCCCUUAGCCCUGAGGAGAAGCAGGAGCUAGAGCAGCUGCUUAGUGGCUUGGAGGCUCCCAUGCACCGGCCGGGAUAUGCAAGUGGUCCUGGGGGAGGCGGAGGAGGGGGAGGAGGCGGAGUUCUUCACCUGGUGCCAGCUCAGGUCCAUGUGAAUGGACAUAGCAACAUAGAUAGGGAGACUGACAUCCUGGAUGAUGAGCUGCCCAACAGCCAAGAGGGCAAUAGUGUGGACAGUUUGGGGACGCUGUCCUCUUCGUUUGAAGGCCGGGCCACACCUGCUGAUCUCUACUACCAAUCUGAGACUGUCAUAAAUGGUCAGGAUGCACCCUAUCUGGAGAAGGGCAUGCAAGAGAAAACCCCAGAACCUGAGACAUUCCUCCCUGGCUCCACCUCCAGUCACGAUCAAGUGGGUGACUCUGGACCCCUGUCCAGCAGCUAUGCUAGCCAGAAUGGUAGCAUUUACCGCUCGCAAUCAUUCGGUGCCACACCCAGCAAAGACUUUGAGCAGAAGUCUAUGCCCAAAGCCCCUACACGCACCACCAGCAGCAGAGAUGCUGUCCAGAGGGGGCUCAAUGUGUGGCAGCAGUAUGGCGUCCCAGAGGAGCCAGUGACAGACGGAAUUCAUUUCGGCCCAGCACUGCAGACCCACAGCCUGCCCGAGUUUCCCCAAGCCGCUUCACAGCGAGAAAUCGAGCAGUCCAUUGAGACUCUGAACCUGCUAAUGAUGGACCUGGAUCCGGCACUUAGUAAUAAUACCCAGUUGCCCAAGUCUUACAGUGCUCCAUCCGGUGAUGGGGUUGUGGUCACUACCCAGCCAUCCUUCGCUCAGACACAGGCUCGGCCCUCCUAUCAGGCUGAUGUGGCCAUACAUGCUCAUUCGGGAACCUUUCCAGCAGGAUUCAACCAGUUGCAGCAAAGGAACGGUCCAUUUCAGCAAACUCCAUCUCCGGUGCAGCCCCAACUCACAGAAGCACCACAGCAGGUGGUUAGCCUUCAGAGAUCUGAUACAUACCCCCUUUCAGCCGUUGAACAGGAUGGUCCUAUUCCACUCCAACCUUCUGGGCCAUCCCCUAUGGUUGGCAGUCUGCAGCUGAAGCCUCUCAAUACAUAUCCUGCUAGCACAGUCUCUCAGUCCCCUGAUCCACUGGAGUCAGACUCACAUACUGUCCCGCACCGAAACUAUUCCUCUUCAUCCUCCCCACUGCCCAGAGACACCGAACCUGAGGACACCAACUACAACCUGGAGGGGCUGGUAGCCCACCGUGUGGCAGGUGUCCAAUCUCGAGAGAUGUCCCCGGAUGAAGACUCAGCGCCAGGACGACGCCGGACUACAAGCGAAGGACAGUCCCACGAGAAAGAAGAGAGCCCCACCCAUGUCCGUUCUCCAAUUCGCUGUAUUUCACCAGAACUGGCCAAUACAAUCGCUCUGAACCCAGGGGGCCGGCCUAAGGAGGGACACAUGCACAGUUACAGGGAGGCCUUUGAGGAGAUGGAGGGAGGUCCCGUAAGCCCCCCACCAGUUAUGGGCGGUGAGGUCUUCCCCCAAACCCCUGCCUUCCCUGUCUCGCCACAAACCCCUUACUUCAACCUGUGCCGCUCUCCUCCAGGUUUGGCUAAAACACCACUGUCCUUCUUGGGCCUGAAGCCACACAACCCAGCUGAGAUCCUUCUGAACCAGACAGGCUCGGAGAGUGAGGGAGAGGAAGAGCCUCGGAGCUACGUAGAGUCUGUUGCCCGCUCAGCAGCAGUGGCUGGAGGGCAGCCAUCCUCACCCGUGUCUCCCAUGUUUGACAGCAGCAGCUUGGCCAGAGGAGCUGCCCCGUCUCACUCCUUCAACACUCCACUGUCUUCCAGCAGCCCUGUGCAAAGCCCAGAACUAGAGCAUCCAGUGGCUGAUAAUGGAGUGGGCCUGAGCACCCCUUCCUAUGGAGCAGUGGACUCUGGGUUCCGUCUGCCGCCCUCACAGACCACAUCCCACACCACAACGCCCUUUUACUACACCACCCCUGGUACCCUGACAGGCAGCUAUAUCAGUCCUGAUCUCAGCCCCUCCUCUCCAGAGCCUGUUCAUGUUAAUGCCAUAGGUGUUAAACCUGCCCUGAGCAGUCCUGACACACAGCACCGAACCUUAUCCACCAACACCUCAUCCAGUCCCAUCCUCCAGAACAGACUGGCCAAUCAGGACAGUCCAAUCCUGGACCGGCAGCCAUCUCUGCCCAACAGCCUGGAUCGACAGCCAUCACCGCCCAACGGCUAUCAGCCUGGAGUGUCCAGCAGUCCCCUACUAAGUAGACAUGGUAUGGUUUCCCAGGCAACACAAAGUAGCCCGAUGCUGAGUAGACAGAUGCCCAUUAGUCAGGGGCCACAGAGCAGCCCCACCUUAGGCAGGCAAGCUCACCAAAACAGCGCACCAAUGGGGUAUCAGCCGUCCCUCGUCCAGUCCAUUGUCCAACCCAACCAAAGCAGCCCUGUGUUGAGCAGACAACCAUCUUCAUCCCAGCCUGCACAGAGCAGCCCCGUCCUGAGCAGACAGACCUCUCUCACUCACCCCGGCCAGGGCAGCCCCGUCCUGGGCCGCCAUCCCUCUAUGUCUCAGGUGAGCCAUGGCAGCCCAAGCCUAGACCGGCAUCCCAUGCACAGCGGCUACACCACCCCAGAUGAGCGUCACGGGGCACUGUCCCGCCAAAGCAGCAGCUCAGGGUAUCACCCUCCCUCCACACCAUCCUUCCCUGUGUCGCCUGCGGGAUAUCCUGACGGCCUGGGCUUCAUACAAGGCAGUCCAGGCCUGCAGCCUCAGCUGCCCGAGAAAAGACGUAUGUCCAGUGGGGAGCGGCCCAACGGUGGCCUGUCUUACAACACUCUCAAUGGGAAAGUAUCCUCACCCAUGUCAAGCGGAGGGAGUACUCCGAGUGUCCAUUUCUUCCAUACGCUUCCUGAUUUCUCGAAACUUAACAUGUAUGAUGGAAGCCCAGAGACCAGAAUGAAUGUAAAGUUUGUCCAAGACACUUCCAAGUUCUGGUAUAAACCAGACAUCUCUAGAGAGCAAGCUAUCAACAUUCUGAAGGAGAUGGAGCCAGGAGCCUUCAUCAUUCGGGACAGUCACUCAUUCAGGGGUGCCUAUGGCCUGGCUAUGAAGGUGGCCUCUCCGCCGCCCACAGUGCAGCAGAAUACCAAGAAAGGUGAUGUUACCAACGAGCUGGUUCGCCACUUCCUGAUUGAGACAAGUCCAAAGGGGGUCAAGCUGAAGGGCUGUCCUAACGAGCCCUACUUCGGUUGCCUUUCUGCAUUAGUGUACCAGCACUCCAUUACUCCAUUGGCUCUGCCUUGCAAACUGGUCAUACCCACAAAAGAUCCCCAUGAAGAGAUCCCAGAGGUGGCCACGCCAGUCAACCCAGCCACAGAACUGCUCAAACAGGGUGCAGGCCAGAAGAGCCCUGUUGAUUCUCAUGCAUGCAACGUGUUGUACGUAAACUCAGUGGAUAUGGAAUCUCUGACCGGCCCGCAGGCCAUUGCCAAGGCGAUCUCAGAAACCAUGGCAGCCAGUCCUACACCCACUGCCACUAUUGUUCACUUUAAGGUGUCAUCACAGGGCAUCACCUUAACCGACAACCAGAGGAAGCUUUUCUUCCGACGUCACUACCCUAUCAACACUGUCACAUUCUGUGAUAUUGACCCACAGGAGAGGAAGUGGAAUAAACCAGAAGGUGGCACUGCAAAGUUCUUUGGUUUUGUGGCCAGAAAACAGGGAAGCACAACAGAUAAUGUCAGUCACCUGUUUGCUGAGAUGGACCCUGACCAACCUGCCACUGCCAUCGUCAACUUCGUCUCCAAAGUGAUGAUUGGCUCCCAGAAGCGAUGAGCUACUCUGAGAAACUGCGCUUUUCCCCCCUUGGAGGACUGCUUUCCCUUCUUUUCUGUUCUGAUGCAUUCUGUAUUCUUUCGCUUGUGUGUGUUAAUAUUCGGCCUAGUGUUGGAGCGCUUGCACGCGCAUGUUCAGAUGGUCUAGAGAGUGGAGCUCAGAUGGGGACAGAGGAAGUGCAGUUAAGAGGAGGAGUGGUGUGGUGAGGAAGAGGAGAGAGGUGAUCUUCAUCUCUGUGCAGGGUUAACUUCAGAUAUGAGGGACUGGCAUCAGUGAGUGUGUUUUUUUAAUAAAAUAAAAA
Pygocentrus nattereri (red-bellied piranha) is the source of this 6151-nucleotide messenger RNA. It is a transcript of the gene tns1b, whose product is annotated as tensin 1b. Gene Ontology annotation, molecular function: protein binding. The transcript has 34 exons. Bases 325 to 5850 code for a protein of 1841 amino acids. Gene Ontology annotation, biological process: fibroblast migration. NCBI's taxonomy places the organism in Eukaryota, Metazoa, Chordata, Actinopteri, Characiformes, Serrasalmidae. The record is from RefSeq and is a predicted model, not a curated record.